AUUUUUAGUGCCAGUAGACAAGACUUUUAACUCAAAAAAUACGAAAUGACUGCUAGAUUAAUGCAUCAUAUUUUUAAUACUUGUCCCGCUACUAUCCGUUACUACUCGUCUGCUGUUAAAAGAGUAACUCUUAUGCCUGGUGAUGGCAUUGGUCCCGAAAUAACAUCCUCUGUAAUAAAGAUCUUCUCUGCCGCCGGUGUACCCAUCGAAUGGGAGCCCGUUGAUGUGAAGCCCGUGAAUAAAGGAAAUGGAAAAUGCGGAAUACCUCAGGAAGUUAUAGAUUCUGUCAACAAGACUAAGGUGGGCCUAAAAGGCCCGUUAGAGACGCCACUGUGCCAUGGGCAUGAAUCGAUUAAUUUGGCCAUGCGUAAGCAUUUCCAAUUGUUUGCCAAUGUACGUCCCUGCCGCAGUGUGCCGGGCUAUAAGACACCCUACGACGACGUUAAUGUGGUCACCAUUCGGGAGAAUACGGAGGGCGAAUAUUCUGGCAUUGAGCAUGAGGUAGUGUGUGGAGUUGUGCAGAGCAUAAAACUGAUCACACAAAAGGCCUCCACCCGCAUUGGAAAGUACGCCUUUGAAUAUGCCAAAGACAACAAUCGCAAAAAGGUGACAGUCGUGCACAAGGCCAACAUAAUGCGGAUGUCGGACGGCUUGUUCCUACGUUGCGUGCGAGACGUCUCAAAUGAAUAUCCAGAAAUCCAGUUCAAUGAGUGUCAUUUGGACACGGUUUGUCUCAGAAUGGCUAAUAGCCCCGAUAAUUUUGAUGUCCUAGUCAUGCCGAAUUUAUACGGCGAUAUUUUAUCUGAUAUGUGCGCCGGUCUGAUCGGUGGCCUUGGACUGACCCCAUCCGGAAACAUGGGCCUAAACGGUGCUCUGUUUGAAUCGGUGCAUGGAACCGCUCCAAAUUUAGCUGGAAAGGAUUUGGCCAAUCCCACCGCCUUGCUGCUGUCCGCGGUCAUGAUGUUGCGCCACUUACAGCUGAAGGAAUAUGCGGAUAAGAUCGAGCAGGCUGUUCUCGCUACCAUAAAAGAGGGUCGAUGGAUAACUGCAGAUUUAGGUGGGCGAGCGAAAUGUUCAGAGUUCACAAAUGAAAUUUGUGUUAAGCUUUAAUGGAAUUCUAAGGAAUGUGUUUGUCGGCGCAACGUGGCCUUUUAGCAAUUGCAAUCAAAAUUGCAUGUG
Drosophila navojoa is the source of this 1179-nucleotide messenger RNA. RefSeq names its product putative isocitrate dehydrogenase [NAD] subunit alpha, mitochondrial. The record is from RefSeq and is a predicted model, not a curated record. Lineage: Eukaryota; Metazoa; Arthropoda; Insecta; Diptera; Drosophilidae. Gene Ontology annotation, molecular function: NAD binding; magnesium ion binding; isocitrate dehydrogenase (NAD+) activity. Gene Ontology annotation, cellular component: mitochondrion. Gene Ontology annotation, biological process: tricarboxylic acid cycle; isocitrate metabolic process.